GCAUGUGAAUAAUGGACCAAACCAUUGUAAUUGAAUAGAAGGCGUGUUCAGCUUUUGUACAUAUGUAAUGAUUUUUCAUUUGUUUUCGACUGUAUUUGUUUCUUGAAUGUAGACACUAGAAUUAAAAGCCCAACUUACAUAUGUGCAAGCUUUAAGUUAAACAAAACAUACUUGGAAACAUUACUUUCAAACAUUGUAAGGCGAAACUCGGUGAAAGUUCAUUGAAGACAUGGCUGCAUCAUGUUUAUCUUCUCUCGGUAAAAACAUGUUCCUACCUCAACGAUGGAUCCUGCAAGCUAGGCCCUGGAGUCGUGCUCUGAGCCAGAAGGAUGGAGGGCACUUCCCCGCCUGUGAAGGAGCCAUGUUGCUCCCCGGGAGCUUCAACAACAAGGUGGCUCUGAUCACCGGGGGGGGCACGGGUCUGGGCCGCGCCAUGACCACCACGCUGUCCGGCCUGGGAGCGCAGUGCUUCAUCGCCAGCAGGAAGCUGGAUGUCUUGCAGAAGACGGCAGAAGAGAUCACCUCUCAAACGGGAAACCAGGUCCGGGCCCUCCAGUGCGACGUCCGGGACCCCGCGGCUGUGGCCGCUUGUGUGGACAAGCUGGUGGAGCUCGCCGGUCUUCCAGAUGUGAUCAUAAACAACGCAGCCGGGAACUUUGUGUCUCCUUCCGAGCGUCUGUCAGCCAACGCCUGGAGGACCAUCACCGACAUCGUCCUCAACGGGACCGCCUACGUCACCCUGGAGGUGGGCAAACGGCUCAUCCAGGAGGGCAAAGGAGCUGCUUUCCUGGCCAUCACUACCAUCUAUGCAGAGUCCGGUUCUGGUUUUGUGGUUCCAAGCGCAGCCGCGAAGUCUGGAGUCGAAACACUCUGCAAGUCACUGGCUGCUGAGUGGGGGCGCUACGGGAUGAGGUUCAACGUCAUCCAGCCUGGACCAAUCAAAACGAAGGGUGCGUUCAGCCGGUUGGACCCCACGGGGCAGUUUGAGAAGUCGAUGCUUGGUCGGAUCCCCGCAGGCCGUCUGGGGACCCCCGGCGAGAUCGCUAACCUGGCCGCUUACCUCGUUAGCGACUAUGCUAGCUGGGUCUCUGGAGCGGUCAUCCGGAUGGACGGAGGAGAGUAUGUCUCCAUGGCCGGGGAGUUCAACGAACUGAAGAAGGUGACUCCGGAAGAGUGGGGUGUGUUGGAGGCCAUGAUCAGGAAAACCAAAGGAUCUUCUUGAUACCUGAAGCCACCUAGACCUCUGGAUAUAUGUGGAGACCCCCAGGUGUGGGGGCCGGGUCACUGGGACUUCUCCCCUGACUUCUCCUCGCCAGUUGGAAGAGACUAGGAUUGUGUGGUUGUCAAUGAACAACGGAUCAUGUAUUUGUUUUCCAUGAAUGACUACUCAUGUCUAAUUGGCCUUCUCCGUAACCGAACUAUGUAUUCAUUUGUUAAUAAAUGAACAAGACCAGA
Messenger RNA from Gadus morhua (Atlantic cod), 1455 nucleotides. It is a transcript of the gene decr1, whose product is annotated as 2,4-dienoyl CoA reductase 1, mitochondrial. Lineage: Eukaryota; Metazoa; Chordata; Actinopteri; Gadiformes; Gadidae. Gene Ontology annotation, biological process: fatty acid beta-oxidation. The transcript has 10 exons. Gene Ontology annotation, cellular component: mitochondrion. The record is from RefSeq and is a predicted model, not a curated record. Gene Ontology annotation, molecular function: 2,4-dienoyl-CoA reductase (NADPH) activity. Bases 230 to 1222 code for a protein of 330 amino acids.